AUGGUGCUAUCAAUAUGGUGUUUUCGAGAAAAAUUUGCAACCGUACAGGACUUAGGAAAAAGAUACGAAGGAUAUGACAACUAUUUCACGUUGAGGAUACACUACAGUGGUGUCUUCACCAAAGCACCUGGAAGGAAAUACGUUGAUGGGGUUGUAGCAUAUGUAGAUGAUGUUGACACUGAUUUAUUUUCAGUUCAUGAGCUUGAUGAAAUGGUCCGAGAACUAGGGUACAAAACUGAGCAAACCCUUUACUACCAUUUUUGUAUCCUUGAAUACCCUUUAGACUAUGGCUUAAUGCUUUUACGUAAUGACCAAGAUAUACUUAAAAUGGUAUCAUAUGUCCCUAAACACAGACUUAUAAGGGUGUAUAUUGAAACUGGUCAGAAAAGGGUAGCUAGUUAUUACAAGUCUCCUUCUAAAGUUAUUAUUGAAGAGUUGAAGCCUGAUAGUGUGUCACUUGAAAUGAAUAGAAAGAAACCUUGUAAGAGAGAAGCAGGAUCAUGUAGUAGAAAGCUUGAUCUAAACAAGUCUAUGAACCCUGAUUAUGAGCAGUCACAAGUAUUAGAUGUUGAUGAAGGGCAUGAUUCCUCAAAGAGUAUUUUGCCAUUUAUAAGGUCACACGCUAGCAAACAAAGUCAUGUCAUUCAAGAGGAAGUGGUCAAUCAUGAAAUUGAAACUCAAGAAGAAGUGAUCACUAGUGCAGUUGAAACUGAAGAACCAGUGGGAACUUACCAUGUACAUGAACUAAGCUGCCAAGCUGAUGAUGUAGCUAAUACUACAACAAUUGAUGACUUUGAAGCAUUUGUAGAUGAUUAUUCACUUUAUGCUGAUUAUGAUGUUGAGUUUAAUGUUCAAAAUUCAUGUGAACAACAACCAGAAGUGAAUUAUCUAGAGGGUAUGGUGAGUGAUGAUAAUGGAGAGGCUUUCUAUUUUGAGAGUGGCCAUGGUUCUAAGGGUAGUGGAGAUGAUUCUGAUGACAGUGAAUAUAAUGUGGAUGAGUCUAACAUACAAUUUGAUGUAGAUGUAGACAUGAGUGAAUUCCAUAAUGCUGUUGAUGUAGAUGAACAUGGAAUCUUAAACAAUCAUUCAAAAGAUGAAAGGAAUGACAUGGUUGAUGAUGAGUUGGAAGUUAUUGCGACUGAUGAUUAUCACUUUGCUAGAUUUCAUGAAGAUGAUAGGAAGAGACUUGUAACAUCUGGAUUUCUAGUCUUCAUAAAAAAAAAUAAUGAUGUUGGUGGUGACAACAAUGGUGGUGUUGGUGCUGUUGGUGGCGGAUGUGGAGAUAACGGAGGUAGGGGAGGUGGGGGUGACGGAGGUGGUGGCGGCAACAUUGGUGGCGGUGGUGUCAAUGGUGAUGGCUGA
Molecule: messenger RNA, 1362 nt
Organism: Lactuca sativa (garden lettuce)
Lineage: Eukaryota; Viridiplantae; Streptophyta; Magnoliopsida; Asterales; Asteraceae
Source: RefSeq, a predicted model, not a curated record